AUGGCAAUCAGAGUCCAUCUGGUUCAGGCCUGGGUUCUCCUCUACAGAAUCCUUCUAAAAUUACCACUACGAUACAGGGAUGAGCUUCCAGAACUGCCACCACCUGCUAUUCAGGAUCAACAAACUUCUAUCCCAAAGCAUGUAAUUAUUCAUGUUUUCAACUCCAUUCACACCUGUUUCAACAAAUUCGGCAUUGCUCGUGAAUAUCGUCAUCACCCUACCUAUGAUCUGGAUGCAGCUGUGUCAGGAGAUGAUCUAUCAAACAUACACCCUCCUCAAUCCAAUAUCGACGACAGCAGUACACAGGACAUUGAGACAGCCUCCUCAAGCAAUCUUUUCACAAUGCAGCCACCAUGGCCAUGGAAAAGUAUGUUAGUCUGGUGCUUGAUGUCUUGGUUGGUGACUGGGAGCAAUUGGAAGUCCAUGACAGAGACCAAACAUUUGGUGAAUGAGGUGUUGAGGGCAGAGGACUUUGAUCUGAAAGAUUUUGAAAACUUCAAUCCUGAUGCUCAGAUGAAGCAUUUUGAUGCUUCUGAGGAUUGCAUGGAUGUUCCAGGCAUUUUCCAGCAAGAUGGCUGGAAGGAAACUGAUGUCAAGAUAAUGGUUCUGUCAAAGGAAAAAAAUCCCAAAGGGAAUGGCCACAUGUUCUCUGUUUCUGGGCUCCUCUACCAGCCACUUGUUGCAGUUAUAAAAGCUGCAUUUUCUUUUUUUUUGAGAGGCCAUAUUGUCUUAGUGGCAACCACCACUGGCUGGCCCCACUUAGACAGCACUAUAGCACCUGAUUUGAACCAAUGCAGAUAUUCAGAUCUGACCAGUAUAGCAUUUUUUCAGGCAGAAGAUUGCUAUCUCUCCAGGAAGAAAUGCAUUUACACAUACCCAUUGCUGGAUUAG
Messenger RNA from Suillus subaureus, 891 nucleotides. RefSeq lists its product as uncharacterized. The transcript has 2 exons. Bases 1 to 891 code for a protein of 296 amino acids. The record is from RefSeq and is a predicted model, not a curated record. NCBI's taxonomy places the organism in Eukaryota, Fungi, Basidiomycota, Agaricomycetes, Boletales, Suillaceae.